This is a messenger RNA of Solanum tuberosum (potato), 455 nucleotides long. Its product is annotated as calmodulin. Gene Ontology annotation, cellular component: myosin II complex. Gene Ontology annotation, molecular function: calcium ion binding. The record is from RefSeq and is marked provisional. Lineage: Eukaryota; Viridiplantae; Streptophyta; Magnoliopsida; Solanales; Solanaceae.
AUGGCAGAGCAGCUGACGGAGGAGCAGAUCGCCGAGUUCAAGGAAGCUUUUAGCCUUUUCGACAAGGAUGGCGAUGGCUGUAUUACUACCAAGGAGUUGGGAACAGUGAUGAGAUCACUUGGUCAGAAUCCCACUGAAGCUGAACUACAGGAUAUGAUCAGUGAAGUUGAUGCUGAUCAGAAUGGAACCAUUGAUUUUCCAGAGUUCUUGAAUCUGAUGGCACGUAAAAUGAAGGACACUGAUUCUGAGGAGGAACUCAAAGAGGCUUUCAAGGUUUUCGAUAAAGAUCAGAAUGGCUUUAUUUCUGCAGCCGAGCUUCGUCAUGUAAUGACAAACCUUGGAGAGAAGCUGACUGAUGAAGAGGUGGAUGAGAUGAUCCGAGAGGCAGAUAUUGAUGGUGAUGGGCAAGUUAAUUAUGAGGAGUUUGUCCGUAUGAUGCUUGCCAAGUGAUGGCU